CCUGACAGCGACUAAAACCCUUUCGAGAGGUUUUGAGAGCAUUUUCUGACGGAAACCAAAACAAGUUCAGUUUUGUUUCUAAACCAAUUCAGAAAACAAGCAGACAUAUUACACCAUGUCAGCCAAUCCAUCCUUCGGCUCAGAUGAGCGUAAAAUAUCUGAAGGGACCAUUUUGGGAGAUCACCACAUGGUAGAGGCUUUCCUUGGAGAAGGAGGCUUCGGUGUUGUAACCAAAUGUCGCAAUACAAAAAACAACCAGACUGUGGCUAUUAAAGUCAACAAGAGCGACCCUGAAAUUCUGCAACAGGCAGAACAGGAAAUUUUCAUCCUGGAGCAGCUGCGACGCUUGGAUCCAGACAGGUGCAACAUUGUUGAAUGGAACGGCUAUUUCCUCGAUGGAGAGCAUAUUUGCUUAAAUUUUGAACUCCUCGAUCAAAGCCUGUGGGACUACAUAGGGGACCGGGAUAACCAGGGUCUCCCAAUAAGAGAACUCAGGCCAAUUUUGCAUCAGAUCGCAAAUGCUCUGUUCCACCUGGGUUCUGUGGGAAUAGUGCAUGCUGACCUCAAACCUGCCAACAUAAUGGUUGUGAAUCGCCAUGAGUCUCCUGUCAAAGUCAAACUUAUAGACUUUGGCAUCGCAUGUAACACUUCUGCAGUGAUUCCUGGUGGUACUGUGGGGACAAUUGGUUAUUGUGCACCUGAGAUUAUGCUUGGCACUCCAUAUGAUGAAGCAAUUGACAUGUGGGCUCUGGGGCUGGUAGCUGUGGAGCUUGCUACAGGGGUGCCUCUCUAUCCUGGGGAAGACGAUUAUGAUGUUUUGAAAUUCAUAAUUGAAACCCAGGGUCAGCUACCAGAUCAUCUUCUAGAGUCUGGCUUGUACACUGAUUGUUAUUUCAUCGAAGAUAACUACAACGAACAGCGCUGGACAUUUAAGACCAAAGAACAAUUUCAAUACGAGACAAAUUAUCAAUCCAAGGAAACUCGAUAUAUAAAACUUAAGCGUCUCGAUGACCUCGAAGAACUACUGAAGGUAACGCGAGGACCUGAAAAUGGCCAACCAUUAUUUGUCAGGCUAAUCAAACAGAUGUUGGCCUUGGAUGCAAAUCAGCGCAUAACACCCUUGGAGGUUCUGAAGCAUCCCUUUUUCAACACUGGCCUCUCAAGGAGUGCCCCCUGCCCUGACAUGAAUAGCACAGGGGGAGAAAACCUUGUGUUUUCUCAGCAGCCUUCAAGCUGGGAAAGUCAUGGAUCGCAAAAAUUCAACUGCAGUUUCCAAAACUCAGUUGAAUAUCCUCAAAAAGGACACGUCAACACCUCAGCCAACCCAUCUUCCUCUGAAGAUGAUCUUGAAAUAUCUGAAGGGACCAUUUUGGGAGAUCACCACGUGGUAGAGGCUUUCCUUGGAGAAGGAGGCUUCGGUGUUGUAACCAGGUGUCACAAUACAAAAAACAACCAAACUGUGGCUAUUAAAGUCAACAAGAGCGACCCUGAAAUUCUGCAACAGGCAAAACAUGAAAUUUUCAUCCUGGAGCAGCUGCGACGCUUGGAUCCAGACAGGUGCAACAUUGUUGAAUGGAACGGCUAUUUCCUCGAUGGAGAGCGUAUUUGCUUAAAUUUUGAACUCCUCGAUCAAAGCCUGUGGGACUACAUAGGGGGCUGGAAUUACCAGGGUCUCCCAAUAAGAGAACUCAGGCCAAUUUUGUAUCAGAUCGCAAAUGCUCUGUUCCACCUGGGUUCUGUGGGAAUAGUGCAUGCUGACCUCAAACCUGCCAACAUAAUGGUUGUGAAUCGCCAUGAGUCUCCCAUCAAAGUCAAACUUAUAGACUUUGGCCUCGCAUGUCCCGCUUCUGCACUGAUUCCUGGUGACCGUGUGGGGGACGCACUGGUUCCUGAUGACGUCACGUGUGUAAACCUUAAAGACUGCGUGAACGAGGGCGCCUCUUGCCGGGUGCGGUGGCGCGCGCCUGUAAUCCAAGCUACCGGGAGGCUGAGGCUGGCGGAUCGUUUGAGCUCAGGAUCUCUGAGCUUCAGCGGACUAUGCCGAUCGGGUGUCCGCACUAAGUUCAGCAUCGAUAUGGUGCUCCUCGGGGAGGUCGGGACCACCAGGUCGCCUAAGGAGGGGUGCACCGGCCCAGGUCGGAAACGGAGCAGGUCAAAGCCCCCGUGCCGCUCAGUAGUGGGAUCGCGCCUGUGA
Molecule: messenger RNA, 2194 nt
Organism: Oreochromis aureus
Lineage: Eukaryota; Metazoa; Chordata; Actinopteri; Cichliformes; Cichlidae
Product: homeodomain-interacting protein kinase 3-like
Exons: 2
Coding region: 116-2194 (692 amino acids)
Biological process (GO): peptidyl-serine phosphorylation; peptidyl-threonine phosphorylation
Cellular component (GO): cytoplasm; nucleus
Molecular function (GO): protein tyrosine kinase activity; protein serine/threonine kinase activity; ATP binding
Source: RefSeq, a predicted model, not a curated record